Molecule: messenger RNA, 1134 nt
Organism: Schistocerca cancellata (South American locust)
Lineage: Eukaryota; Metazoa; Arthropoda; Insecta; Orthoptera; Acrididae
Product: prostaglandin reductase 1-like
Exons: 3
Coding region: 1-1134 (377 amino acids)
Biological process (GO): prostaglandin metabolic process
Cellular component (GO): cytoplasm
Molecular function (GO): 15-oxoprostaglandin 13-reductase [NAD(P)+] activity; 2-alkenal reductase [NAD(P)H] activity
Source: RefSeq, a predicted model, not a curated record
AUGUCGAAGGCACGGAAGUUCGUCAUCACAAGACUCUUCAAAGGAGAUCCGAGAGUCAGCGACUUCAAGCUCGACAGCGAAGACAUCCCGGCCCUGCAGGAUGGCCAGAUACUGUGCGAAGCGGAAUACAUCAGCGUCGACCCCUACCAGAGGGCUUACACCGAGGGCCACGGAGUUGGACGCACCAUGAUUGGAUCACAGCGGUGGAGCUUCAAACCUGGUGCCGCUCUGGGCCCCAUGUGGCCCGUUUUCAAUUCUCUUUUAAUAUCGAACGCACACUGGUACAGCUACACCUGUCAUUCAAGCAACAUCAGCCCCAGAGUACACAGUUGCGUCGGAUCUCAAAAUUUAUGCAUCGUCCGAACAAGCAAAGAGCUUACAUCGCACUUUCGUGCUUGGGGCUGGCGUGACCGCACCGUGGUCGACGUGGCGAACGCAGACAAAGACUUCCUGCCGCCGAUGCUGGUGCCGGACCUCGGCGGUCUGCCGCUGUCGCUGUCGCUGGGGGUGCUGGGAAUGCCGGGAGCCACCGCCUACUUCGGACUGCUCCACAUCUGCGACCCCAAACCGGGGGAGGUGGUGGUCGUCAGCGGCGCGGCGGGUGCCGUGGGCUCCAUAGCGGGACAGAUAGCACGCAUCAAGGGCUGCAGGGUCAUCGGCAUAGCAGGGUCUGACGUUAAAGUUAAGUGGGUGAAGAACGAGCUAGGGUUCGACCAAGCCUUCAACUACAACACUGUGAACUUGGACAAGGCGCUGAAGGAGGCUGCCCCAGAUGGUGUCGACGUCUACUUCAACAACGUGGGAGGGGAGCAAAGCAGUGCGGUAAUCGCCAACAUGAGGCACCGCGGCCGCAUCGCUGCCUGCGGCUGCAUCUCCGUCUACAAUGGGAGCCAGGUAGCCGUGGCGCCUGUCAUACAGAUGCACGUCGUGUCCAGGGAGCUCAGGAUGGAGGGCUUCGUGGUGGCCCGCUGGUCCGGCCGCUGGGACGAGGCGUUCAGAGAGCUGGGCCCGUGGAUCAGGGAGGGCAGGCUCAAGUACAGGGAGACCGUCACCGAUGGCUUCGUCAACACGCCGCAGGCCUUCAUCGGCAUGCUCAGGGGCGAGAACCUGGGCAAAGCCGUCGUCAAAGUUUAA